AGUGUUUUAAGCGCUGGUCUACCAGAAGCGGUCGAAAUAACUUAGGUCUAGUAUUUAAUAACUUCAAAAGUAUCAACGAGGAUUGCUCGAACGAAAUUGAUUCAAAUGGUCGAAUGAGCGAAAAAAAAAUAACGGAUAAUUGCAGGUGAUUAUGUGAGCACUUCCGAAAAUGGAUCCAAGUUUAUUAGCUUUGGGAAUCUCUACUCUAUACAUCGUGAUAACGAGUCUGAUCGCUUAUUGGAGUAGAAGGUACGUCGAUUAUUACUUAAAAGACCCCCUUGUGAAGUCUUUGUUCUUGGAAGGAAUAGCAACAGCUGAACUUUGCGGAACAUGCUUUGAACUGAUUAUCGUGGCCGACAACUGGGGUGUUUCAACCUACGCAAUAUAUUUAUUUGUCUUAACAAUCUUCUGGUCAUUUAACUGGGGUGAUGCGACCGCCUGUCCUUACACGCACAUCGAGGAAGUGGUGGAGGGUAAAAAAAGCGUUAGAGUCGCUUUUCUUCUCAUCUGGGCAGAGUUGGUCGGCGGUUUGGCCGUUUUCAGAUACAUUCAGCUACUGUGGGCUUUGGAAAUUGUCCCAACACACAAGGGUCGUGCCUUCACGGAUUGCACAACUGAUUUGCAGGUACCCGUUAUCUACGGAGCGUUCGUCGAAUGCGUAGCAACGUGCAUUUGUCGCGUUGUUUCUCGUGCCCUGGGAGAACUAAAUCCAAGAUUCAGCACCGUCCUUGAUUCCUUCAUAGGGACAUCUCUGGUCGUCGCAGCAUUCAAUUAUUCCGGUGGAUAUUUCAAUCCAGCUCUGGCAACGUCUUUGAAAUACGGAUGUUUGGGGACGUCGUUCAUGGAACACGUAAUCGUAUACUGGGUUGGAGCUUGCGCUGGGUCCGUGGCUUCUAUUAGGGUUUACAAGCUGCCGGUAAUCCAAAAUUAUAUUCACCAGCAAAAGGAGAAGACAUUUUGAGCGGCUAAAAAUUUUAUACUACGGACAUCUUGUCCGAUAGGCACACGUGAAGACUUUUAUUUCAGCGACAUUAGCAUAAAUUUUGAUCUCACAAAAAAUGUGAGUUCAAGUAUGUCUUGGGAUGACAUCAAAUCAAUACGCACAACAUCUGGAAUAACCCUCGGAAUUGCUUAGCGACCUACCCCAAUACCGUGAUUUUUUCACGGAAUUUAUUCGUCUUUACUGUAAUUACAAAAAAUGCGCUUUGGACGCCGAAAAACCAUUAUUGUUAUUUUUUUCCUAUAAUGCAUAUCAUUUAUCAUCUCAUAUGGAGAAAGAAGAUUUACAAUUAUUUCUUAUUUAAUUGUAUUGAAAAAUGACCUUUUAGAACUUGGAAAAAAUAUCGUUUUGUUCUAUUGUUAUAAAUAUUUAUCAAUUGCUGAAUAUUUAUUGAUAUUUUUAGCUGUUGCGAGUCUUUGCUCGCGAUUACGAGGUUUGUGUGAAGUUUUCUUCUGGGAUAGGAUUACAGAAUCGUGAGAAUUUUUCGCAGCUAUUAGCCGGUUUCUAAUAAGCCUACUUCGAAUUUUCGCAAACAACGAUAAAGUUCUCGUAAAUCGAAUAUUCGCAUGACUUAGGAGAGCUGGAUGGCUAUACGGGGAGUCCCAGUCAGCUGCUCCCGCAAAAAAUUCGAAUGUUUGCAAAAUAUUAUCUUGACAAUUUAUCUCAGGAUUUGAAUAAAAUAAAUGAAAUGACUUAGGACAGAUA
Molecule: messenger RNA, 1705 nt
Organism: Athalia rosae (coleseed sawfly)
Lineage: Eukaryota; Metazoa; Arthropoda; Insecta; Hymenoptera; Athaliidae
Gene: AQP
Product: aquaporin-11
Exons: 5
Coding region: 170-961 (263 amino acids)
Cellular component (GO): cytoplasm
Molecular function (GO): channel activity
Source: RefSeq, a predicted model, not a curated record